UUGGUGGGGUUAACCUCGCCAUCACCAUUUGGCAUGUGUGCUGCAACCAACAGGAGAGUUCCGUAGCUGCUCCUGGUUGUCUUUCAUCUUCGGGAUGGACGGCUACUCCCUCCUCUACAGCUCGACCCACAGAACCGAGCUGCUGGGGCGCUUCCAGCGGCUGCGCUCGGACGGGAAGAUGUGCGACGUGGUGCUCGAAACCGACGGCGCCUCCUUCCCCUGCCACCGGGCCCUCCUGGCGAGCUCCAGCGAUUAUUUCUGGGCGCUCUUCGGGGAGGCCACGGCGGAGAGACUAGCGCGGUCUAUAAGGCUCCCGGCGCUAACGUCCAAGGGUUUAGACGCCAUUUUGGACUUCCUGUACUCGGGCUGGCUCAGGGUGUCACCCGCCACGCUCCCAGACAUUCUGGAGGCGGCGAGGUACCUGCAAGUGGACACGGCCGUGGCCAUUUGCGAGCGCUACAUCACCGAUGGGCUCAGCGUCGAGAACUGUUGCAGCUAUGCUAACCUAGCUGAGCACCAUGCACUUCCUGAUGUGCUGGAUGCCGCCAAUUACACCAUCGCCGCGGAGAUGGCCAAUCUGGUGCAGGAAAGAAGAGACGAACUUCUCGGAUUGAACGUCCAAUCGUUGAUGGCGGUGCUGGAUGCCGAUGAAAUCCCUGCAGUCAAGGAAGUGGAUCUCGUCAAACUGGCUCUGGAUUGGCUGAAUGACAACGGGCCCCUCCCACCGCUGCAAUCCAACCUCCUGCUAAGUCGUCUCCGCUUCGGGUUGGUCGCUCCUUCUGACCUUGCACACCUUGGCCACGCCCACAGAGCCAUGGCCACACCUUUGAUAAGAAGCCUGGUAACCCGGGCGCAGGAGUACCACGGAACAGGCUCUGCUGGGCCGAUACGACAGAACAAACAGUCCACACUGAGGGCGCCGCCUGAUCGCGUGCUGCUUGUCGGCGGCGGACCUGGCCCGGAUCGACCGGAGCAGCAGGUUCUGACCUUCAAUCUAAAAACCAGGAAGUUUACGUCCCUGACUUCCUGUCUACCACUAAAGCUGAGGAACCACUGCGUGUGUUCCCUGGGGGGCUUCCUCUUCGUGGUCGGCGGGGAAGUGGUCAGCGAGGCGGAUGAGAAGCCGGUCACCGUGGAAACGUCUAAUCAAGUGUGGAGGUACGACCCCCGCUUCGAAUGCUGGCAGAAGGUGGAGCCCAUGCUGCAGAGGCGGGCCAAGUUCGCCUGCUGCGCCAUGGAGGACGCCAUUUAUGCCAUCGGAGGACAAAACGCGGAUUCCAACGUAACGGCCGCACUGGCCUCUGUCGAGUUCUAUGACAUGGCAGCAGGGGCGUGGAGGAGAUGCGCGCCCAUGCCUGGCCCGCUCCACGGCCAUGCUUGUGCCGUGCUGGAUCACGACAUCUACGUGUCAGGUGGUCUCUCAGGCAACGGCAUCAUAAUCCCGGGCCAGAGCCAAAGCAGCAAGGAAGUUCUAUGCUGGGACGGCAUGGGAGGAGCCUGGAAGAAGAGGGCUCCCAUGUCCAUUGGCAGGUUCAGCCACCGCCUGGCGACCGCGCAAGGUUACAUUUACGCCCUCCUGGGGAUGUACGAGCCAUUCUGCGAGAUCGAGCGCUACGACCCGCGAGAGGACCAAUGGACGCGCCUCAGGCCGCUACUUGCCGCAACCUUCAACUACGGGAUGGCGGCGACGCCAAGCGGGAGCCUGGUGGUGUUCGGUGGGACGAAAUGGAGCAAUGCGCGGGAGGUAGCGGUAAAGAGCGUGCUGGAGUACGACCCCAAGAAAGACCAGUGGAGGGAGAUUGCUCAGCUGCCUAAACCCCUCACGGGAACGGAGUGCACCAUACUGCCGAUGCCCGACUAAAAUGCACAACGUUCAAAUUAGGAUCAAAUUCUGCAGACUACAUUUAAUGACCAUUUGG
Molecule: messenger RNA, 1919 nt
Organism: Entelurus aequoreus (snake pipefish)
Lineage: Eukaryota; Metazoa; Chordata; Actinopteri; Syngnathiformes; Syngnathidae
Product: kelch-like protein 34
Exons: 1
Coding region: 95-1861 (588 amino acids)
Molecular function (GO): protein binding
Source: RefSeq, a predicted model, not a curated record